CAGCAAAGAAGAACAUUUGUGUUGUCGAAAUGCAACGAGAGCGGUGACAUUUGAAGCCUCUGGAAGUUGAACGGUAGGCGACCAGAAGUCCUACGGUUUUAUUCCCAAACUAUGUAUUUGUGACACACCGCCUUUUCAAAUCGGAUAAUAUUGGACACCGGGUGGGCAGCUGUGUUUGGUAGCUCCGCUUUCUACCGCCAGCUGACAGCGAGCUAGCUGCUGCUGCAACUCUGCAUCUGUUCGUCGCGAUCAUGAGUGAAGAUGACAAUUCGGUAUCGGCCAACAAAGACAAGGACUCGACUCUGUUGCUCACUAAAGACGGCCAGAGGUACUACGUGAGUAAGAGCGGAGUGGUCGACAGCAGGAAUGUGAUAACGCCGCACGAGCCGGACAACAACGUCUCCUCCUACGACAUGGACGACCCCGACGAGGAGAGCGACGUGCUGGACACGUCGGAUCCCAGAGACAGCGCCGCCAGCCCGGAGGAGCUCAACGACGAGGACACCUCGGAGGGCGACAGCGCACCCAAACAGUGCACCUACGAGGGCUGCACGGAGACCACGACGCAGGUGGCGAAGCAGAGGAAGCCCUGGAUGUGCAAGAAGCACCGCAACAAGAUGUACAAGGACAAGUACAAGAAGAAGAAGAGCGACCAGGCCAUGUCCACUGGAAAGCUCGACGAAAACUCCGAGGAGCGUCCGGUGUCUGUGAACAAACAGCGUCUGGGUGCCAUGGGCGACCGGCCAGCCAGACCCUCCCUGAUAGAGCAGGUCCUCAACCAGAAAAGACUGUCACUGCUGAGAAGUCCUGAGGUGAUCAGCUUCCUGCAGCAGCAGCAGCAGCUCCUCGCCACACAGAGCCGCAGCCAAUCACAGCAGCAGUUCCAGGGCUGUUGACGUCGGCCCGUCAGUGUUUUACUUUGUAUUUUGGACAGAGAGCACUGAAGAAACACUGGCGCGUCAUGCGUAACUGGAUAGUAACCGUGCACUGUAAACAUCACUUUCCCCAGCAAGACAGCCGUGCAGAAGAAAAAAAUAACAUGGUGAUCAAGAAACGUUUUGAAGGCGUUUUGAGACUGGUGGACAGAACUAGGUGAACUGAUCCAAAUCCCCCAAAAGGCAUACAUUUCUGAGCAUGUCUGGUGCUAUUUCUUUUCACUUUUACUUGUGAAUCGACUUUUUAUUCCCCAUUCUUUGCGUUAGUCCCCUGUCUCGAUGUGAAAAUACUCAUGCAGGCAUUGGAUUGCGAUUGUGUAAUCAAAGUUAUUCAGAUGUCGAAGCCUCAGUUUAACUGAAACAUCCUGUGAGCUCAAUUUGAUCCUCCUGUCUGUUCUAUCGCUGAAAAAAAGCCCAUUACAGUUUCUUUGUGUUUUUGAGUGUGUGUGAUACUUUCCAGUCUGUUUUUUCUCUUAAUUAAUUAUUCAUUUAGUUUUCCACCUAAUGUUGUCUCUUGAACAUGAACGUGUGUGUUACAUGUGACAAUCAAUUGUGUAAUGCAUGUAUGGAGCCCUGUUGUAGCUCAGACUUUCAGGACUUGUUUUUAACCACACAAACUGUAUACAAAAAGGAACGCGCAUUAAGUUAGUUGGGAUUAAUAUUGAUCAUGCUCGCUAUGUUGUACUCUCCCUAACUGUAUGUGGUUCCUGUGUUUUUAAGUUGAAGUGUAUAUUCUGCUGUGAGUACGAGAGUAAAAAAUUAUUAACUUAA
Molecule: messenger RNA, 1706 nt
Organism: Cyclopterus lumpus (lumpfish)
Lineage: Eukaryota; Metazoa; Chordata; Actinopteri; Perciformes; Cyclopteridae
Gene: rfxap
Product: regulatory factor X-associated protein
Exons: 3
Coding region: 252-896 (214 amino acids)
Biological process (GO): regulation of transcription by RNA polymerase II
Cellular component (GO): nucleus
Source: RefSeq, a predicted model, not a curated record